Messenger RNA from Brugia pahangi, 1059 nucleotides. NCBI's taxonomy places the organism in Eukaryota, Metazoa, Nematoda, Chromadorea, Rhabditida, Onchocercidae. The record is from the annotation of a GenBank genome assembly.
AUGGGGCAUUGCGCCUCACGGGACCAAAAAGAUCAGAAGAAUUUGAACCGUCGAAUCGAUGAGCAAAUCAAAAAAGAUCAGUCAAUGUCACUUCGGAUCAUUAAACUUCUUUUAUUAGGAGCUGGCGAAAGUGGAAAAAGCACAAUACUCAAGCAAAUGAGGAUAUUACAUAAAGAUGGAUUUUCACAGCAAGAUCUAGAGAUGAUAAAACCAGUGGUUUAUAGUAAUUGCAUACAUUGCAUGCUGGCAAUUCUCAGAGCAAUGUUUCAUUUGCAAAUUGAAUAUGAGGACCCCGACAGAAUGCGCGACAGUCAACUUGUAUUUGCCACUGUUCAUACCAAAAAAGAAGAACUUGUUGAAGAGUUAUCAGCAGCAAUGCAGCGACUUUGGGCUGAUGGCGGUGUCAGGGAGUGCUAUAAACGAUCCAAUGAGUAUCAAAUCGAUGAUUCUGCCAAAUAUUUCUUAGACAGUUUGCCGAGGUUAAGCUCCCCUAAUUAUUUACCAACAGAGCAAGACUUACUACGGACGAGAAUUAAAACAACGGGAAUAACCGAAGUACAUUUCGAACUCAAAGGACUUACAUUCAGGGUGAUCGAUGUUGGCGGACAACGUUCUGAAAGAAAAAAAUGGAUACAUUGUUUUGAUAACGUAAAUGCGAUUAUAUUUAUAUCAUCAUUAUCAGAAUAUGACCAAACAUUACGGGAAGAUAAUUGCACGAAUCGAAUGCAGGAAAGUUUGAAGCUUUUUGAUUCAAUAUGUAAUAGCCCAUGGUUCUCCGAUAUUCAUUUCAUCUUAUUUCUAAAUAAAAAAGACCUUUUUGCUGAAAAAAUAACCCGCUCACCUUUAACGACAUGCUUUCCGGAAUACAAAGGACAUCAGAACCAAACGGAAUGUAUCAAUUAUAUACAAUGGAAAUUUGAACAACUUAAUAGAUCUCCUCAGCGAGAAAUAUAUUGUCAUCACACAUGCGCCACAGAUACAAACAACGUGCAGUUUGUUUUGGAUGCUUGCCUGGAUAUGAUUAUUGCUAGAAACUUGAAAUCAAUGGGACUUUGCUGA